AUGAGAAUCGUAGUGACCGGUGCUGCGGGUCGCUUGGGUUCUGCGAUCGUGCGACACCUCACCAGCCUCAUGUCGGCCUUCGACUUGGUGCUGGCCGUGCACAGCCCCGACCUGGCGCCCGAGUGGCUCAAGCGGUGCGGCGCCGGGGUGUGUGCGGUCGACUACGCCCGGCCGCCGACGCUCGAGGCCGCCUUCGAGGGGGCCAACGUGGUCGUGCUGGUGUCCCAUCCCUCAAUCGAGAUCGAGCCGCGGGUGGAGAUGCACAGGAACGUGAUCGACGCGGCGGUCAAGAAGGGCGUCCGGCACAUCUUUUACACCUCCCAGGCAUUUGGGGGCAACCUCGAGUCCACGAGCCGGGCGCACGUCAUGCAGGCCCAUCUGGCCACCGAAGCGUACCUGGCCUCCAUAGCCUCGCCUUUCCCCCCUUCAUCUUCAUCUUCGCCAUCUUCCACUGCAUCUUCAGUCAACUCUAAGUCAUCUUCAUCUUCCGAGACUCAUGGCGUGACCUACACGAUCAUGCGCCAGGGCAUCUACUCAGAGUCCUACCCGCUCUACUUGGGCUUCUUCGACCCCGAGCACCCCGCGGCCGAGGUCGCCCUGCCCGAUGACGGCGGGCGCGGGGUGACCUGGGCAGCGCGCGACGACCUGGGCGAGGCCAUGGCCAAGCUGGUCCACUGCUACGCCUACGAGGCCGAGUGCUUCCCCUUCAUCAACGAGACGGUGCUGCUGUCGGGUCCCGAGGCCCUGUCGCUCGAGCGGGUGGCCGAGGUGGUGGGCUGCCUGCUCAACAAGACGAUCGCCAUCAAGCGGGUGUCGUCAAUCGACGACUACAUCGAGCGCUACGGCGAGGCGGCCAGGCGCGACCCUCGUGUCGGGAACCACAUCAGGGAGUGGGCCACUGUCUACGAGGCCAUCAGGGCAGCCGAGUGCGAGGUGCUGACGCCGACGCUGGAGGACUGGCUCGGCCGCCCGCCUGAGUCGUUCGAGGAGACGAUCAAGAAGACCCUUUUGUCGAGUAGGCAGACCCAGGAGCGCUGA
This is a messenger RNA of Acanthamoeba castellanii str. Neff, 1038 nucleotides long. Its product is annotated as protein from patent family protein. Lineage: Eukaryota; Discosea; Longamoebia; Acanthamoebidae. Bases 1 to 1038 code for a protein of 345 amino acids. The record is from RefSeq and is a predicted model, not a curated record. The transcript has a single exon.